UUGAUAUUGAGCGUUGUGGGUGUAUUCUUGUGCGCCCUCCGUUCCUAUGUUUGAGGAUGUGUUUAACUUAGGUCGGAGUCGGAGUGAAACCGAGAUCAACCAAAUUUCAUCGAGUCAGGAAUCAAGCGAUUCAUUUCAAACUGUCUGUGAUGGCUGAAGAGGAGCUGGAGGCUGACUAUAUUUUAGCUGUGCCUGAGGAAAAUCUGCACUCAGAUACUCUUGUGUCCAACACAAUCACCUUGGAUGAAGAGGACAUAUUCCAGUGUGGCAGGUGUCGAACUCAGUUCUCUGCUCUGACAGACUUUGUGGUCCACAAACAGGAAGAAUGUGGAGGUCUGCCCGGCGCCAUGGUGUCGACGCUGCCCCCCGCCGCGCCCCCACCGCCGCCAUCUCCUCCGGCGCCGCCUCCGCCGUCGUCUGGCGCGGCCCGCUGUGGGGAGAAGCUGGUGCGCACGUACUGCCGCGUGGCCCCGACGGUGGCCGACCGACCGCUGACGCACGUGCCGCUGGAUGAUGACGUCACCUCGCCGCCUGGUCAGCUGUCCGAGCGUCUUAUUCUCGACAACGACGCGAUGCAGUUCUCCAUUGAAAUUCCCGACUCAGAAGUCCAGACGGUGGCCAACAUCCUGCCGCUGCGGCAGGAGGAGCCGGGCCCCGCCCCACUGCUGGCUGAGGCCGAGGAAGUGGGUCUGGCGCUUUUGGCCACGGAGCAGGCCGCCGCCGCCGGGGCAUCCCGCCAAGAACGAGUGCGACAUCUGCCACAAGGCCUUCAGCAAGCGCUUCGACCUGCAGCAGCACCGCAGGAAGCACACAGGCGAGAAGCCGUUCCGGUGCCCGGUGUGCGGGCGGUGCUUCACGCAGAAGUCCAACCUGAAGCGGCACAUCGAGUCGCACCGGGUGUGGCCGGGCGGGGCCAGGGAGACGCUGCCCACCGACCCGGCCACGCCCGACACGCAUCAAUGCCGCCACUGCCAGCAGACGUUCGCCAGCUACGCCGGCUUCAAGGCUCACCUGCGCCAGCACGCCGAGAUCAAGGUGUACCGGUGCCCCCAGCGCGAUUGCGGCGCCACGUGCGAGGACCAGGACGGGUUUCUGGAGCACCUGCGGCGCCACCACGCCGACCUCGAGUUCACGUGCCACGUGUGCAGCCACGUGUUCAGCUCGCUGCGGCUGCUCAGUGACCACGUGGCGGAGCGGCACGGCGGCCCGGCCGACGCGGACGACACCGGCACGGGACCGUCGUUCUCCUGCCCGCGCUGUCAGAGUCGGUACUGCACGCUGGCCGCGCUCGAGUACCACCUUCAGAUCAGCAGCCACAGCUACGCCUGCAAGCUCUGCUCCAAGGUGUUCAGCUCCGAGCGGUUCCUCCGACGCCACCUGCAGACGCACGCGAGCACGCCCCGACACCGCUGCACCAAGUGCGCCAAGGCCUUCAACACCAAGGGCUACCUGCGCGCCCACAUGAACACCCACAGCGAGCAGCGACAGUUCGUCUGCGACACGUGCAACAGGCGGUUCAAGCGGCGGGAUCAGCUGCGGAGGCACCAGAUGAUCCACAGCGAGCGGCGCCUGCUCUGCCCGUUCCACGCGCACAACGGCUGCUCGCGCACCUUCUCCCGCACAGACAAGCUGAACCUUCACGUGGUGACGCAUGCGGCGGCGCGGCACAAGUGCAAGACGUGCGGCAAGCUCUACAGCAGGCUGGACGCCAUGACCAAGCACAGCAAGCUCUGCGCCCGGCUGGCGCCCUGCGCCUCCUGUGGCAAGGAGCUGACCCCGGCCCAGCUGGCGACUCACGCCUGCCAGGAGGACAAGCAGCUCGAAUGCGACGUCCGGCCGCCGCCCGAUCCGCUCGUGCUGUACGUGCCCGUGCUGGAGGAGGAGGGCUCGCGCAUGGAGCUGGUGUCGGCGCUCACCAUCCUGGGCGCGGCCGACAUCGGCGGCUACGGCGAGCGCGUGCUGCUCGAGGACUCGGUGAUCGCCGCCGAGAGCGUGGACGUGGUGAUGUCGGACGUGGGCGACGGCGCCGCGUGA
Messenger RNA from Pollicipes pollicipes, 2034 nucleotides. RefSeq names its product zinc finger protein 341. The coding region runs from base 511 to 2034 and encodes 507 amino acids. NCBI's taxonomy places the organism in Eukaryota, Metazoa, Arthropoda, Thecostraca, Pollicipedomorpha, Pollicipedidae. The transcript has 14 exons. The record is from RefSeq and is a predicted model, not a curated record.